This is a messenger RNA of Hippocampus zosterae (dwarf seahorse), 4750 nucleotides long. RefSeq names its product helicase for meiosis 1 (gene hfm1). The transcript is spliced from 40 exons. The record is from RefSeq and is a predicted model, not a curated record. Gene Ontology annotation, molecular function: nucleic acid binding; ATP binding. NCBI's taxonomy places the organism in Eukaryota, Metazoa, Chordata, Actinopteri, Syngnathiformes, Syngnathidae. Bases 57 to 4457 code for a protein of 1466 amino acids.
GAGAUUUUUCUCAUAUCAAAUCCGUUUUGGCUCAAUGGUUGAAAAGUACUGCACUAAUGAAUAAGAUGCUGGACUCGGAUGACUGCACCUUGUCCUUGGACAAUCUCUUUUUUGAGAAACCUAUCGUCCACAAAGUAAAGCCAUUGAAACGAGUGGUCAGUCCAUGGCAAGUGGAAGCACCGCCAUCUCUUUCCCAGAUUCCCUCCACUCAGGUUUUGCAGGAAGAGGCAGAGUCGCUCACUACCCUGUACAGUCUCCAACAAAGACUGUCAAACAAUCUCAUUGAGAGGGAAAAUGAAGAGAUCCAUGACAGCGCCCACAGCAUCUGUAGACCCAAAGGCCUUUGGGGAGGUGAAGGUCUUAGGGACCUCUCUCAGGGUCCCAGUCAGACUAGCAUUGAUGAAGGUGGGCAUGAUACUGAUCGAGGAACCAUCUGCAUGAAGUAUUUAUCUGUGGAUGACCGUAAAGGACCACCUCUGCAGAGAAGCUUGUUCAAGGUUCCCGUGUCGAAGUGCGGAGGUGACUCGUCAAACGCAAACGACCUCUGUCGUAGUCACGCAGCAUCCGGACCGCAACCUUUUCUCAGUCCGGUUGGCAUGGCAACAGCACCUCCUCCUUUUCAGCCACCGAGGGUGACAUUUGGCCAAGCCGCUCCUCCUUCCCCAAUCCUUCCAGCCUCACUCCUCCCCCCUCCUCUGGUCUCAUCUGCAAUGAGCGUCAAUCCCCCCCAGCAGGCGGCCCGUGUAGAAAGGCAGGACAAGGGCACAAUGAGAGCCUUGCUUCCACCCGCCGCGCCCCAGCCGCUCCACAUCCAAGGGACUUCAGGAGCUGACGUUUUGCGACCAGUCUCGGAAAUCCCAGCUAAGUUCCGACAAGUCUUCAGCGAGUUCCCCUUUUUCAACUACAUCCAGUCUAAAGCUCUAGACGACAUUCUUUACACAGACAAGAACUUUGUGGCAUGUGCUCCUACCGGAUCUGGUAAAACUGUCCUGUUUGAAUUAGCCAUCAUUCACCUGUUGAUGGAGACCUCCGAGCCCUGGAGAGGCGUCAAAGUUGUAUAUAUGGCCCCCAUCAAAGCUCUCUGUAGUCAGUGCUUUGAGAACUGGACAAAGAAGUUUGUUCCUCUGGGGCUGAACUGCAAGGAGUUGACGGGCGACACCGAGAUCGACGACUUGUUUGAAAUUCAGGACUCGCACAUCAUCUUGACCACUCCGGAAAAAUGGGACAGCUUGACCAGGAGGUGGAAGGACAACUGUCUGCUGCAAUUGGUCAGACUCUUCCUUAUAGAUGAGGUUCAUGUCGUGAAGGAUGCAACCCGUGGUGCCACUCUCGAAGUUGUGGUCAGCAGGAUGAAGGCCGUACAUGCCUACAGGACAAUCCAGAAUCAAGACAAUGACAUCUCGAUGAGAUUUGUGGCUGUGUCAGCCACCAUACCCAAUAUUUCCGAUGUAGCAGACUGGCUGUCCAAUGAGAAGGGUCCUGCCUCGUAUAUGGCAUUGGAUGAGAGCCACCGCCCAGUGAAGUUGAGGAAAGUGGUGUUAGGAUUCCCCUGUAACCCAAACCAAACCGAGUUCAAGUUCGACUUAUCGCUCAAUUACAAGAUGGCCAAUAUCAUACAGACUUACUCUGACCACAAGCCCGCUUUAGUGUUUUGCUCCACCAGAAAAGGAACCCAGCAGUCAGCUGCCGUUUUAGCGAAGGAAGCGCGCUUUGUUAUGGUCCCUGAGCACAAGCAAAGGUUGAUGAACUAUGCGCAGUCUCUUCUGGAUUCCAAAUUGAAAGAUCUGGUGAUGCUGGGAGUUGGUUACCACCACGCCGGAGUGGAUGCCUCUGACAGAAAAGUGAUAGAAAAGGCCUUCACUCUCGGGGACCUGCCUGUCCUGUUUACCACACGCACUCUGGCCAUGGGAGUGAACCUGCCUGCUCACCUGGUGGUGAUCAAGUCCACCAUGCAGUAUGUCGCAGGCUCCUGUGAAGAGUACAGUGAGGUGGACCUGCUGCAGAUGAUUGGCCGGGCUGGAAGACCACAGUUUGACACAUCUGCCACUGCAGUGAUCAUGACCAAGAUGCAAACCAAAGACAAGCAUAUGAAACUCAUGAAUGGGAAUGAGAUUAUCGAGAGCAGUUUGCACAGUCACCUGGUGGAGCACCUGAAUGCCGAGAUAGUUCUCCAAACCAUCAGCGAUGUCAACAUGGCUCUGGACUGGAUACGCUCCACCUUCCUGUACAUCCGAGCGCUGAAGAACCCAGAACACUAUGGCUUCUCUGCUGCCAUCGGCAAAUGUGGAAUUGAGUCAAAACUCCAAGAACUCUGUCUGAAGAACCUCAACUCUCUGUCCUCUAUCAAUGCGAUCACGAUGGAUGAGGACAUCAAUAUUAAACCCACAGAGGCUGGCCGGUUAAUGGCAAGGUACUGUAUUGCCUUCAACACCAUGCUGCAGUUCAGCAACGUAUCCGGCACAGAGAAUCUGUCUGACCUAAUUGAGCUGGUGUCAAAGAGCCAAGAGUUCAGUGACAUUCAGCUGAGAGUGACCGAGAAGAGGCCCUUGAAUACCUUAAACCGGGACAAGAACAGAACAACCAUUAGGUUUCCGAUGGAUGGAAAAAUCAAAAGCAAUGAUAUGAAAGUGAACUGCUUGAUUCAAGCUCAUUUGGGGUCCAUCUCACUUCAAGAUUUUGGCCUCACACAGGAUACAGCAAAAAUAUUCAGGAACGGCAUGCGCAUCAGCAAGUGCCUUUCUGAAUACCUGAAUCAGCAUUCCAAAAUGGGCUUCAGUACUCUGCUCAACUCCCUGAUCUUGGCCAAAUGUUUCAGAGCAAAACUCUGGGAGAACUCUGCGUAUGUCUCUAAACAGAUUGACAAGAUAGGCCAAACUCUGUCAACUGCUAUGGUGAAUGCUGGACUUACUACAUUCAGCAAGAUAGAGCAAACCCACCCGAGGGAGAUUGAGCUGAUUCUCAACAGACAUCCACCAUUUGGAAACCAAAUCAAGGAAUUUGUCGUGCACCUCCCAAAGUAUGCAAUCACCUUGGAACAGCUGCCGAGGUACGGCUGUGAUAUCGCUGAGAUUGUGGUGAAGGUGAACCUCCAAAACCGAGAACUCCUGCUGACCAAGAGAACAGCCCCAGGCAAUCACUACGUUUCUCUGGUCAUCGGAGACGCCGACAACAAUUGUGUCUUCCAGCAAAAAAUCACUGACCUGAUGCUGCUGAAGAGCAAUAGCUGGUCAAAGAAGAUUGAAGUGGUGAAGGCCUCGAAGGGAGAUGAGAUCAGUGUUAAUCUCAUCAGCUCGGAAUAUGUUGGCCUCGACAUCCAGCAGAAAUUCAAUGUAUACUACGCAGGAGCACGCUCGUUUGAGACGGAUAACCCGGGCAGCAUGUCUCGUGAUUCUGCUGGAGAGACGCCGCAGCAGUCAGGAGCAAAACCUCACUCUGCUAUCAAAGCUGCACCUCUUCAGGAGAACACAACAUCUUCCACAGAGCAAGUUGGAGGACAGAAAAGACAGUGUAACCACCUCUGCAAGAAUAAGGACCAGUGCGGCCAUGACUGUUGUAAAACUGGUGUAACUGUGGCCCGCAAGAGGCCGGCAAGCAAAGCUGCAUGUUUUUCUUCCUAUUUGAGCGACCUGAGGAGCAGGUGCGACACACUUGCACCCACUCCGGUCAAACGACUCAAGAUGAAAAUGACGGAGCACUCUGUGGAUGUCAACAUGCAGCAGUUUUCCUACAAAGCUAAGAAAUUACACACCUUGUCCAGCGAUGACGCAUACCACCACAACGCUUCCGUUGUGAUGAUGGAUCAAACCGCAGAAGGUUCUUCGCAGUAUCCGUACCAUAUGGAUGACUUUGACAACGAUGAUGUCCUAUUUAUGGACAUGCACACAGCAGUGGAGGAGCCAAUCCAAGCUAAUGUUGCUCCUCCUACCAACCAAGCUUCUGUCGGGUGGAGAAAUGGCGGAUCACAUGCUGCUAGACCCUGGCGAGUGUCAAAUCAGAGCACACGCGACAACGAUGAGGCAUUGUCCCAAAUACCAAGUGUUAGCUUUGACCUCGGAAACGAUUGGGAUGACUGGAGCGACUUUGAUGAGGAGACACCGGUUCAUGCCAGUGACACAUCACUGACUCAAAGGCAGUCAGCUAAAUGCACCAAAACAGGUUAUGUGGCCAAAUCGCCAUGUCACCCCACACCCAUGGCACUGAGGUCAAUUUCCCAAAAUAUUCUCAACAGUCCUGAACCCUCUCCUUUUACAGCCAGACAGACGAGCCAAACAAAGGAUGCAAGCGUGUUUGGUACAGGGAUUGCAACAAAAUCACCAGAAAGAACAAAUUCAAGCAGUGUGGCCCCACCAACUCAAAGAUUCAAUUUCUUCUCGCGUGACACCAUUGCGAGCGACAACAGCAUGACCGACAGCAAAGAAGAGGAAGCUUUUCUUGGAAUAUUUGACGGUAUAUUUUAGAACUUCUGGAUGAGAAAAUGGGAAAAAAAAUUUCCUUCCCAUUGAUGGAUGUUGUGGGAUGUUGUUGUUGAUUCCCCAGAUACAAUUUUGUGUGUUAUAUGUCAUUGUUCAUUUGUUUCCUCGGGUGAUGGUAGACAGUACAGACUUAAUAUAUAAAUAAAAGGGUGGUAUGAUUGAAUGUUUAAAUUGAUAGGAGGCUAAGGGCUAAGAAUGUUAAGGUCUGAAUUGAAGUUUGCGCUUAUGUCUGCUCCUGAAGAAGAGAACAUGUAUUUCUUCAUUAAAGCUAUUUAUUU